Blumeria graminis f. sp. triticale is the source of this 375-nucleotide messenger RNA. The record is from the annotation of a GenBank genome assembly. Lineage: Eukaryota; Fungi; Ascomycota; Leotiomycetes; Helotiales; Erysiphaceae.
AUGAAGCUCCAAACCAUUACUCAACUCGUUUCGUUCCUGUGCUUUUCAUCAAUGGUUUCUGCGGUACAAAAAUAUACAUGUUUCGGUCAAGAUAUCAAUUGGAAGGACAUUCAAACGGGUCUUAAAGCUUUGAAAAAACCAAGUGCGAAUCAAGAUAAAGCGUCCAUACCUAAUCUAUACUAUGGAGAAAAUUUUAAUGGCUAUAUUUCUAGAAUUCCUCUAAAAAAUUACAAUAAUGAUAGAGGACGAUAUCCUCCAUAUUUUUCGUUUAUGGAUGAAGGAAAUAAUCUUUUAGGCGUUGUGAUGUAUUCAGAUGGUCACUACUAUCAAUGUUCGCCAAGAUUGCCGGUGGAAAUAAAUGAAUAUUCCGACUAA